CGCGCCGCGGAGCCGAAGUCGCAAUGAGCCGUGUCCUGUGUGCGCCGGCGGCCGGGGCCGUCCGGGGGCUGAGGCUCGUGGGCUGGGCUUCCCGAAGCCUGCAUCCGCCGCCCGGUGGCCGGGCCCGGGCCCAGUCCGCGGGCGACGGGGAGGAGGACGACCCUGACCGCCCGGUUCAGUUUUCCUCCAGCAGAGGCAUCCCGUUACGCUGGAGUGUGGAGCACUCCCUGGGGAAGGGACAUCAGCGGCCCUGGUGGAAAGUGCUGCCCUUGAGCCUCUCCCUCAUGGUUCUGGUCAUCUGGUUCUACCUGAGGCCGGAGAGCGACGCGGACCAGUGGUUGAGACAAGCGCUGGGAGAAGAGGCGCCGGAGCCCAGUGAUUCUGCUGAGGAGCCUGGAACUGAGGCUGCCUACGGGGCGAGGACUUAACGCGGUGCCCGCGGGGCUAGCAGGGAGGGAACAGGCAGCCGCCCUUCGGAUUCGAUGUCGCGUUUGACCGAGACCGUUUCUGCCCCGGUAAUGCGUGCGUCUUCAGCGCUGAAGGAUUUGGAUGGCGCACUUGGCCGCGUUGAUGCCCAUGGAGGCCGAGCAGGAUGUCACCAGAUCGGAACCUGCUCCUUGCCUGACGCUUGACGCCCAGCGACUCCAUCCACAAGACUUUUCAGAGCCGUAGGAAAGGUUUUACUUGCACCGUGUGCUGUUGGGUUUGUGAUGUCUUCGUACAGCGUAGUCACGUUUCCAGAGCACUUCUUGUCAUUUGCUUUGUGAGACAGACUAACUGGCAGAAGUGUUAGCCUUUAUUUUAUAAUGUACUGUGUUGUGUGUAAAUAAUAUCUAUUGAUGUUUUACACACUAACAAAUUGAAAAUAAACUUUGAUUUUAUAAUACAGAAUUAAGACGAUUCCCUUUUC
Propithecus coquereli (Coquerel's sifaka) is the source of this 910-nucleotide messenger RNA. RefSeq names its product chromosome unknown open reading frame, human C16orf91. Lineage: Eukaryota; Metazoa; Chordata; Mammalia; Primates; Indriidae. The coding region runs from base 24 to 428 and encodes 134 amino acids. The transcript has 2 exons. The record is from RefSeq and is a predicted model, not a curated record.